Molecule: messenger RNA, 1386 nt
Organism: Melampsora larici-populina 98AG31
Lineage: Eukaryota; Fungi; Basidiomycota; Pucciniomycetes; Pucciniales; Melampsoraceae
Exons: 5
Coding region: 1-1386 (461 amino acids)
Source: RefSeq, a predicted model, not a curated record
AUGUUGCGAUCAGGAAAUCCUAGAAAUCCACUUCCGCCUGCAUCAUCCACCGAAUCAGAUGAUUCAGAACACAGCCAUACCACCACCCAACGUCGAACUACCAAGACACGCCGACCUCGAGUUCCCAAAGCACGGAUCGGUCCCUCUGCAUCCUCUGCAUCUCAACCUAGACGUAACAACAAGCGACCUCGCCUCGCGGACGAAGACGAGGCCGAUAACGAUCACGAACACGACAAUCAGCCUCAAUCAAACAACCCCGACGACAUAACCCCCAACUUGUCAAAUUAUUGGCAGCUAGGUCUUCAAUGGGGACAAGUCUACGCUGACGAAAGACUUGCAAACCUCGGUGUCCCCAAAACCAAUCGGCCAUCGGCAAAAGGAGUGUUUGAAGCUCAGUGCCUCCAAAACCAAUACAACCUGCAUAAAACUAUGCUCUGCAUAGCUUUAAAAUGUAGCCGCAAGGUGAUGGAUGAAGUUUUGUUGGAAGGACCCUUGUCUCGCGAGCCCAACAUGUAUACCAACUACCAGACUUAUAGUCUCGCAGCCACCAAAACCACCAUGCCAGGCAAAGCUGUAUCCGACGGAUUUGCAGAACGGAACACCACAGUUGGUACUACUUGGUCUACAUACAACAAAGACGAACAAGCUGUUUUCACCCCGAGGCUCUUCGAACCUUUGUGUAUAGCGACUAGCGAGGCCUAUGCCCUCACCCAAACUCCACUAGGGAUCCCUGCAGCCCCUUCGCUCAAUGAAGAAGUACCUAACACGGCGACUUCAAGUAUACCAGCUCAAACAGGGCUUACUCCCCUCAGCAAGGAUGAGCUAGAACAAUACGUGCCAAUAUUCAAGCGCCUGGAUGUUGGACUCCUGGAUUACCUAUUAAUACCUCAUGACCUCCAUUUCUCUCGACUCAAGUUUCCAGAUUUAGCUGAUUGCAAUAUUAGUAAAGCACCCUACCUACGUGGAGGCUAUACAGGGAAGGGUGAUGCGCAUCCCAAAAUUUCCAACUUGCAAGAAGCUUUCAAGAAGAAAGAAUUUCGUGGUGAAGUAUACCUCACCUUCAAGCGUGCGGACGAUAGCCAAGUCUCCGAUCUGAUGCUGGAGAAAGGCCCCAGCUCUUUGACAAACAAUGAAGUCGAACUAUGGCUCGAGGAUAUCAAAUCAAAGAAAUACACUAUUGUUACAGUCGAUAAACCAUCAAAGAAAAGAAAGAAACAAAUCUCAGCCCCCCCUGCAAAUAGUCAUGUUGAACACUCACCCAAAAACGAUGCAAGUCCAGACUCGCUUGAUUCCAAUUUGGACAACAUACAAGACAACCAAAAAGAGAAUCAAGAAGUAUUAAAUAGCUUGAUUCCUAGUUCACCACUCCCUGCAUUAGAAGUGUAG